ACUCUCCGACGCCAUCUCUCCAUCAGUCCUAGUUUUUAUCUGUUUGUCCGUUCAUCCGCCCACGAGGUGUCUCCUCUCGCUGCCCAGUGGUGCUAAAGCGGCCUCAUCCCACCUCUCCGUGCCCAGAAGUCAUGCUGCCUCGUCAUCUCAUCUCACCGGAAUGAAAGCACUCAUUAUGUCUGACUCAGCUCCCGUUCACGGAGGAGGUCACUAAUGGGGGAUAUUUCAUCCCUUGAGCCACUCCACGUAAACGCAUCCUAUAUCAAACAACAAACACCUGUAUUCCCCAGUGAAUGUCUGCCACUCAGAGAGAAGCAGGAGGUUGGGGCACUGCUGGGUAAUGCAGCACUGUAAUACCAGCCAGUCAGCUGAGACGUUCACUGAAUGACUCUGUAGGCAGGUAUUAUUUAACUCACUGACUUCGUUGUAGAUGCUGCAGUUUUCUUUGUGAAUCGAGGCAAUCACCUGAAAAACAAACAGACAUUUUGCAUCAUUAUCAAUUCAUCAUCCAUUUAGUGGGUUUAUUUGUACAAAAAAAAAAAAAAAACGCUAAAGGAUAGACAGCACCACAGUUUAGAAGCACAACUUAGCUGACUGGCAACCAUAAUAAGAGGUGUGGUGUUGUGGUAUUAAAAGUGUUGCUCGAUUUCCACCUCUAGCUGUCUAAUUCUGUAAUGGAGGCCUUCAGAGCCUGUGAUGCUGAAAAAUAGAGGUUGCUGCUAUCAGUAGUCAACUGUAGUUUAUUUUAACACUGACAGUGAUCUUUCACUGACUUUUUCCAAGAAAUAUUGUUGCCUAAACCCAGUCAUAACUGUAGUGUGUCAGAUUGCAGCACCCCCAUGGGAGACAGUUGACAAAAUAGCUUAAUUUGUUAUUUAGGCAUGAGGAUGUAGAGACAGAAAGAGUGUCUAAGACCUCAGACAACAGUGAGAAUCCGAGCAAUGUGGAAUACAUUGCAAUGCAUAUUUUCUAUGAAUGAUUUCAUUUUUUUUUUUUUUUAUUCAAGUGUCAUGCAGCUGAAGGUGCCCAGCCCACAUGAGAUUGCUUGCCACUACGUAUAUUAUCUAGAGAGGCUGGAGAAGACAAAAAACAAAGAAAGCAAGCCAGUACGUUCAUACAAACCCAUUAUGCACCGCUAGGCAUUGUGUGUUCGGCAUAUGAAGCAAUUCAUAUUUCACAAUAUUCAUAUUGCAUAAUUUGCAAGAAUGUCUGCUACUAAUAAUUUGGCUAAAGUGACGUACAAGACACAACAUAGACUAAAAUUACAGAGAAGUGACUGUACUGGUAAUAAUUUGUUUUAUCAAAUGUAUAAAAUGUGAACUGACCCAGUCUGCCUCGCAGAAAUAUCAUCAUGCAUAUUAAUGAGCUGAAAACUUGCCUGAAAAAAUUCAAACAAACCCUGACUUCUGUUUGUCUUCCUCAGCCCCCACCCUCUGGAUCUAUGAUCUUGUUAAAAGAGAGAAAAAUAGACAAAGAGAGGAAGUGAAAAGAGCGACCACAUCUCCAUCCGCUCUCCGCUAUCUGUUAUCUGGCUGCAGAUAGAGUCAUUACCCUCCUUCCUCCAUCUGUCCGUCAAUACAGGGUCCAUUAAGCCCAGCCGUGCACACUCAGAUCCAUCACGGCAAAAGACAUUUCCUCUUUUCCCACUCAUACUUGCCCUUUUAUUAGAUUGAAGCCCAGGUAAUGCGCAUACUCUGAAAAUAGUCAUCAUUGUGCUGUCUUGCUGAAUUACACGUGCUGUUCCGUAAAUCUGAGCCUUCACAGUCUAUUCAAAUGAUAUAUUAGAGUUCAUUGGCUCAUAUUUCAUCACAGAUUACAGCCUCCCCGUUUUAUUUUUUCAGUGGGACCAAUCUCACUGAUGAUUGGGUUUCUGUGAUGUGUUGCAGAGCUUUAAUGCUGAAGAGGAGAUCCAGCGCUCAAAGAUCUAAUCUAAAAGCUCUGUAUUAUCCUUGCUUACCCCUGCCUGGAUUCUUAAUUAGAGAUCUGUGUUUUGGUCCCAUGUUUUCUUCACACAAAGCACUUUCUCGCACAACUUUUCUGCUUUUAUCACCCUCUCAUGAUGUUCUCAUAACCGCUGCAUGGCUGUUCAGGGGUGCGUUAAAAAGAUAUGUGGACCAUUUUAAGACCAUCCAGAUAUGCAUAUACCCAAGUUACAAGCUCGUUUCCUCCACCAUAUGCCCUGAACACAAUCAUCUGCUGUGUAUGUGUGUGUGUGUGUGUGUGUGCUUGCAGCUCAUUGCUGGAGCAGAAGGAGGACUUACGGAAGAGACUUUCCUACACAACACACAAGCUGGAGCUGCUGCAGAGCGAGUUUGACUCCACACGGCAGUACCUGGAGACGGAGCUGCGCCGGGCACAGGAGGAGCUGGACAAGUUCACUGAUAAACUGCGCAGAAUACAAAGCAGCUACUCAGCACUGCAGAGGAUCAACCAAGAUCUGGAGGAGAAAAUCCACAGAGAUUCUCAGCACCAUGACGAUGAGAAGCGAGCACUGAGCAGAGAGAUCAUCGUCCUCAACAACCACCUGAUGGAGGCAAAACUCACCAUCGAGAAGCUACAAGAAGACAACGACCUGUACAGGAAGGACUGCAACUUGGCUGCUCAGCUCCUCCAAUGCAACAAAUCUAUUUACAGGGCCCAGCUCUCUGAGUUGCCUGCUGAUUUGCAGGAGCGGCUGGCCAUGCACAUGGAGGAGUCCCCUCUCUGUCACACAUACCCGGACACCGUCCCGGCCUCUCUCAUUGCCAAAGUGCUCGAGAAGCCAGACGAGGCCUGCAGCAGCAGCCAGGCCUCCCGCUCCCCAAGCCCGCAAACCCAGGACCAUGCUUUUAUUUUGGAGCGCUUGGGACCUGGAGAGCGACUAGGGCUCCGCGCAGCCUACAAAUCUGACUUGUACAGUAGCGACACGGCCCUGUACUGCCCUGAAGACCGGCACCGUGAGAGGAGGCCCAGCAUGGACCUCCACGGUCAGAGGAAGCUGCUGUACGGGCCUCAAAACUCCACAGACAGCAAUCCAGAGGAGGGCUCGGUGGGGCUGAGGGCUGGUUUCUCCCAGGAGCACUUUGCCAAGUUCCCUGCCACACUGGGUGCAGGCUCCAGCUCCUACUCCAGCUUCAGUGGAGGGGGAUCUGAAGACAAAGGCAACGGGCCGCCCAGCAGUGCAGCUUCCUCCCCACGCCACCAUUCCCUGUACAUGGACUGGAGAGAUGCAGGGGAUUAUGAGAGAAAGAGUGACUCCUCCUGGGAGAGGGACAGUCCAAGAGGUUUUGCCAAUGCUCAUCCCUUCCAGCAGACAGAGCUGAGCCACCACCAGAACGGCAGCUCUCCUGUCUACAGUCGCACCAUGUCCUCCUGUUUCAGUGAGCCCUACGAGCCGCUCCCUCCCUCUUCAUCUCCAAGUGUUGCCUACGGAGACAGUCGUCGAGGCAGCACGUUAGCCCCAGAGGAGGAGGAGCUGAUUGGCAGAUGGAGGCAACUUAGUGUGGAGGACCUAAGUGCCCACACCUACCGCAGUCCAGGUCGGGCUUCACCUUACAGCUUCUCAGAGCAGCACUUCUCUGUCCGGCCUGCCAAGAUCCGACUUGGGCCGCUUUACAGCAGCUUCCAGGAAGGGGCAGACUAUUACCAUCAUGGGGAUGAGGAUGUCAUGGACCCGGUGUGGGUAGCCGCAAGCCCCAGCCCAGAAUGCAGUCCAGGGCUGCGGCAGGCUCACAGCCAAGCCCACCUGUACCGAGCCGAGGACAGCCAGGGGUCGGAGCACAGCCUCUACCACUCAGGGAGCUCCAAAGACAGGGAGGGCAAUGUGGCAGCUGGCGGCCAGAGCACGGAUUAUGUAGACCCCAGCCCCAACAGCUCCACCGAAUCUCUGAACCAGAGAACCCUGGAGAUGGCUGCAGAAAUGCAGCACUACCAAGUGGAAAUGCACAGCCUGCCUGCGCAGGCGAGCCAGUCUCCACCUCCGGCACCACCCCCUCCUCCUCCGUACAACCAAAAAUUUGGCUCCCUGGGCCUUUCCAGGAAGGACAGUCUGACCAAGGCCCAGCUUUAUGGAACACUUCUGAACUGAAGGACUUUCCGAUCACAUUUAACCUUUGACAGGAUGCUAGACGCAAAGCCCUGCUACGUCCAGCUACACCUUGCAUUAGCAAGAUUGUUUUGAUAGAAAGUGUUUUGAAUAGAAGCCAGUAUCACAAACAUGUAACUAUUGCUGAUUAUUUAUAAAAAGCUUUGAUUGUUUCACUGUGGCUGGCGACAGUUUACUCUAUAAUUGUUCUGAGCAAGUAAGUCAGUGUCAAAAGAGCUGAAUGUGGGACAAGAGGAGGAGAGGAGCUCAAAUGGCCCAUAAAAUUUGUAAGAUUGUGUAUGUAGUUAAACUACAAAUGUAUAAAUAUAUACUUAUAACUAAAAAUUGAGUGAUAUAUUUUGUAUGUAGCUGUUAGCAAGAAAUACAUCCAAAACAAUCAAACAAAAUGCAAAUCUUCUAGGUGAACGUGGAACUUGUAUAUAAGAUUGCCAAGCUUAUAUUCGAAAACCCUGAGAAGCUUUUUAAAUGAGAAAUGAUGGCCAUAUAAAUUGCACACAGAUUUGUUUCAGUCGUUAUUUUUAAUCGACGGAAACAGCGUUGGCCUUGCAAGGAUUUAAAUGUGAAUGCUGAGCAUAGGAAGACGACAAAGACAAAUUUAUCACUGAAAUGAACAAUGUGAAACAUACAUUUUGUUUUGCUUCUGUUGAUUGAAUUUGACACUAUUGCUGGGUGUGUUAUAUCGUUAUUGAUGGAACGUUUUGAGAUCUGUCUUAACAGUCUGUUUGACUUUAUUUUUGCUCUUAUAUAUCCCACAGAGAGGUUUUGCUGCCCCCAUUUCUACCUCAGAUUUGGAUGCCCACACCCCAUCAAGCCACUGUAACCCUGUUUCUUUAACAAUGAUGCAUGUUUAUAUAUUUUGGUUGUUUUGAUCGCCUAAUAAAGCACAAAUUAUACAU
This is a messenger RNA of Scatophagus argus, 4980 nucleotides long. RefSeq lists its product as uncharacterized. The record is from RefSeq and is a predicted model, not a curated record. The transcript has 5 exons. Bases 2108 to 4066 code for a protein of 652 amino acids. Gene Ontology annotation, cellular component: synapse. Lineage: Eukaryota; Metazoa; Chordata; Actinopteri; Scatophagidae.